This is a messenger RNA of Setaria italica (foxtail millet), 585 nucleotides long. RefSeq names its product protein LURP-one-related 15. The transcript is spliced from 3 exons. The record is from RefSeq and is a predicted model, not a curated record. The coding region runs from base 1 to 585 and encodes 194 amino acids. Lineage: Eukaryota; Viridiplantae; Streptophyta; Magnoliopsida; Poales; Poaceae.
AUGGCAUCGCCGCUGGCGGUGGUGGACACACGGUUCUGCGUGCCGCGCACCCUGCCGCUGACCCUGACCAUGAGCCUCACGCUCGGCGGCGCCGUCACCGACGCCAGCGGCGCCGCCGUGCUGCGAGUGGACGCCCCUCUCUUCGGGUUCCUCCACCGCUUCGUCCUCGCCGGCGUCGCCGGCCGGCCCAUCCUCUCCAUCCAGAAGAAGGCAUUUAGGUGGGAAGCCUUCAGAGGGGACAGCCGGGACGCGAGGGACCUGCUCUUCACGGCCAGGAGAUCGCCGAUCUUCCAGGUGAGGACGCAGAUGGGUGUGUUCCUGGCGCCGAACACGGCGUGGCAGGGCGCCGCCUGCGGUUUCACGAUGAAGUGCAGCUACCUCGAUAGAUCAUGCGACGUUUAUCUUGGCAAAUCCAGCACCAAAAUCGCCCAGGUGCGCCGUCAGUUCUCUGCAGCAGGCGUACUGCUCGGAAAGGAGAAGUUCAGCGUCACCGUGUUCCCGAACGUCGACUACGUGUUCAUCGCGGCUCUUGUUGUGAUGCUAAGCGACAUUAUUCACACGGCUGAAACAGACAGACGACGAUAA